CGAUGGAGGCUGGAGGCCUCCCCCUGGAGCUGUGGCGCAUGAUCUUAGCCUACCUGCACCUUCCUGACUUGGGCCGCUGUAGCUUGGUAUGCAGAGCCUGGUAUGAACUGAUCCUCAGUCUUGACAGCACCCGUUGGCGUCAACUGUGCCUGGGCUGCACCGAGUGCCGCCACCCCAACUGGCCCAACCAGCCUGAUGUGGAGCCUGAGUCUUGGAGGGAAGCCUUCAAGCUGCACUACCUUGCCUCCAAGACAUGGACCAAGAAUGCCCUGGAUGUGGAGUCCUCUGUCUGCUUUUCUCUGUUUUGUCGGAGGCGGGAACGGCGUACCCUGAGUGUGGGGCCAGGCCAGGAGUUUGACAGCCUGGGCAGUGCUUUGGCCAUGGCCAACCUAUAUGACCGGAUUGUGCUGUUCCCGGGUGUGUACGAAGAGCAAGGGGAAAUCAUCCUGAAGGUGCCCGUGGAGAUUGUCGGCCAAGGGAAGCUAGGUGAAGUGGUUCUGCUGGCCAGCAUUGAUCAGCACUGCUCAACCACACACCUGUGCAACCUCGUCUUCAUGCCAGCUUGGUUCUCACCCAUCAUGUAUAAGACGACUUCGGGCCAUGUUCAGUUUGACAACUGCAACUUUGAGAAUGGACACAUCCAGGUCCACGGUCCAGGCACAUGCCAAGUGAAGUUUUGCAUCUUCAAAAACACCCAUAUCUUUCUGCACAAUGUGCCCCUAUGUAUUCUGGAAAGCUGUGAAUUUGUGGGCAGUGAAAACAACUCUGUGACUGUUGAAGGCCACCCAUCGGCAGACAAGAACUGGGCCUACAAGUAUCUGCUGGGGCUUAUCAAGGCCUCUCCUAGUUUGCUCCCCACUGAGGACUCUGCCACUUUAUCAUCCCUGGACCUAGAGAGCAGGGACCAGGCCUGGAGCCCAAGGACCUGUGACAUUGUUAUUGAGGGCAGCCAGAGCCCCACCAGCCCAGUGUCUAGCUCGCCCAAGCUGGACUCCAAGGCUGGCGGCACGCAGGAGGCAGAGGUGGGCAGCGAUGGGGAAAGGGUGGCUCAGACCCCAGACAGCAGUGAUGGAAGCCUGAGUUCCAGUGAUGAGGAUGAGGAUGAGGACCAGCUGACAUUCAGACUGUCCUACCAAGUGCAGGGCCCUCGCCCAGUGUUGGGGGGAUCUUUUCUGAGUCCGCCACUGCCAGGAGCAUCCAUUCAGCUGCCCAGCUGCCUGGUGCUGAACUCGCUGCAGCAAGAGCUACAGAAGGACAAGGAGGCCAUGGCCCUGGCCAACUCUGUGCAGGGCUGCCUCAUCCGCAAGUGUCUCUUCCGGGAUGGCAAGGGAGGUGUCUUUGUCUGCUCCUAUGGUCGAGCUAAGAUGGAAGGAAACAUCUUCCGGAACCUGACUUACGCAGUGCGGUGUAUCCACAGUAGCAAGAUUGUCAUGCUUAGGAAUGACAUUUACCGCUGCAGAGCAUCAGGCAUCUUUCUCCGCUUGGAGGGUGGAGGCUUGAUCGCAGGCAACAACAUUUACCAUAACGCGGAGGCUGGCGUGGACAUCCGGAAAAAGUCCAACCCACUCAUACUGUGUAAUCAGAUCCACCAUGGCCUUCGCUCUGGCAUUGUUGUCCUUGGCAAUGGGAAAGGCAUCAUCCGAAACAAUCAAAUCUUUUCAAAUAAGGAAGCUGGCAUUUAUAUCCUGUACCACGGAAACCCAGUCGUGAGUGGGAACCACAUUUUCAAGGGCCGUGCUGCUGGCAUCGCAGUGAACGAGAAGGGGAAAGGUCUCAUCACAGAAAACGUCAUCCGUGAGAAUCAGUGGGGGGGCGUGGACAUCCGGCGUGGAGGGAUCCCUGUCCUCAGGAGCAACCUCAUCUGCUUUGGCUACUCAGAUGGUGUGGUCGUGGGGGAUGAAGGCAAAGGGCUGAUCGAAGGAAACACCAUCUAUGCUAACAAGGGCUGUGGUGUGUGGAUGAUGUCAUCCAGCCUGCCCCACGUCACCAGCAACCACGUCAGCUACAAUGGCCUGUACGGUGUCGCAGUGUUUAGCCAGAAGGAUGGCUCCAGUGAGUUCCCUGGAGGCCAUGGGGCCCAGGAGAACUUCAGUGAGGACGGGGAUGCCAUCCUCUGGGAGACAGAGCUGGACAAAGAGGACGACCCACUACGCCGGCCCAUCACUAUCGCUCUUGUGGAGUCGAACAGUAUUAACCACAAUGGAGCCUCUGGACUCUACGUCCAGAGCAGCGAGGGACUGCAUGUCACCACCAAUGUGAUCCACGCCAAUGGAGACAGAGGCAUCACCGUGGCCCAGAGUAGUCAGUUAACCCACGUGACCAACAAUAGCAUCUCCUGCAACCGACUGAGUGGGGUCAAGGUCGAAGCCCAGUGCAAGGUGGAGCUCCGGGGCAAUGGUAUCUAUGACAACAGAGGCCACGGCAUCAUUACCAAGGGUGACAGUACUGUCGUCAUCGAAAAUGACAUAAUUGGAAACCGGGGCAGUGGGCUGCACCUCCUGCCCAGAUCCGACACAAAGGUGAUGAAGAACCGGAUCCAUUCAUUCCGGGCCUAUGGCAUUGCUGUGCGGGGUCGUGCCAAGGCCACGGUGCAAGAGAAUAUCAUCUUCCAGGGCAAGACCAACAAGGCCAUCUUUCAACAGAUCUCAAACAACCGAGAAUGUAUCAUGCAAAACAACAAGUUCCUGGUCUUCAAGAAGAAGUCUGAUACGUGGCGCCUGGUGAACCCACCAGCACGGCCUCACCUGGAAAACUCUCUUAGAGGACCCUCAGUAGCCCACAAUGGACAGAAGGUGGCAGCCAUGGCAACCAGGAUCACAGCCCGGGUAGAAGGUGGUUACCACAGGAACCGCAGCAUUUUCUGCACCAUCCUCUAACAGUGGAGAC
Molecule: messenger RNA, 2886 nt
Organism: Chrysochloris asiatica (Cape golden mole)
Lineage: Eukaryota; Metazoa; Chordata; Mammalia; Afrosoricida; Chrysochloridae
Gene: FBXO10
Product: F-box protein 10
Exons: 10
Coding region: 3-2876 (957 amino acids)
Biological process (GO): regulation of apoptotic process; protein ubiquitination; ubiquitin-dependent protein catabolic process
Molecular function (GO): protein binding
Source: RefSeq, a predicted model, not a curated record